Molecule: messenger RNA, 3900 nt
Organism: Pecten maximus
Lineage: Eukaryota; Metazoa; Mollusca; Bivalvia; Pectinida; Pectinidae
Product: leucine-rich repeat-containing G-protein coupled receptor 5-like
Exons: 2
Coding region: 44-1489 (481 amino acids)
Cellular component (GO): extracellular matrix
Source: RefSeq, a predicted model, not a curated record
GUCGUCGAAAGGAGCAACUCGUGACGGUAAAUCGAUCUUAGUCAUGCAGUCACAUAACUUGUUCUGGACUUUAGUAAUUGGCAUGGUCCAAGUGUUACUGCCUUUCGCCCUUUCUUGUGAGGUAAACGGCUGUUUUUGUUAUGAAGAAUAUUUGAGCUGUCAUAAUCUGACGUCAUUUCCUGCUCAGUUCCCGAAGGAAUUAGAGGACCUAUAUUUCCAUGACGUCACUUUUGAUAAAAUACCGACAGAUGCUUUCCGUGGACUUAAGAACAUGAAAACAUUCAAGAUAUAUCGCGGUUCAGUGGGGACAAUAGAGAGAUCGUCAUUCAACGGAUUUAAGAGAUUACAGACAGUUUUCUUUGAUAAUGUGUCUAUUGGCGAGAUUCAAGGUCAUGCCUUCGGUAGCCUUCGUAAUAUUUCGUUGACGUUCCAGUCAUCAUCGAUUCCUGUCAUACGAUCCUAUGCAUUUGAAAACAUCCGGAAUGCGCAUGCAUUUGUUUUUGCCAAUCUGAACAUCGGGCAUAUUGAAAGUCGUGCGUUCGAGAAUAUCAGUGAUAUUGAGAUGAUUUCGUUUCGUAUGUGUAACAUAACUUCAAUGGCCCCUCGAUGUUUUCACAACUUCAACAGGAUUAGAUCAUUUGGCUUCCACACUAACGAAAUCGAAGAUCUUUCAUGUGGUAAUAUCGAUAGUGCUAUAUCUGCCGUGACGGAUCGUCUACAGGUUUUCUUUUUCAGCAACAUCCUGUCGUGUAAUUGUGAUUUGGCCUGGAUUGUUAACAAUCCCAUUAUGACCAUUGUCUUGCCUUAUUCCAAUCGAUGUAUUUUGCCUGGAACAAGAGGACAUGUUAAAGUCGGUUUGGCAGAUCUGACACUAGGGGUACUAAACUGUACACAACAAGACACCAUUUGUCCUGAUAAUGAAUUAACAGCAACAACAACGGAAGUGACGACACAAGCCACACAUGCGCCUACAUCAUCUAUGAUGACUGAUUUCGUCACAGGAACAUUAGAUAUGACUUUUUCUACAUCAGAGUUACCUGUAUCCUCAGAUAAUUCUGUAAAUAAAUCUGACUUCGUGACAACAUCUGCCGUUUCAGUAACAACAGAACCAGAAAGCACAACACCAAAUUUCACAAUAACUAGUAUAUUAACAAAAACCACAAAGGCGCCCUCUGUUUCCACCGGAAGUACAACUUCGUCUCAGAACGGAAACGAACAAUCUUCGGUAUCCCAUCACGACACGAUGAUUGAAACAGUUACCAGUACUCUUCCAGGGACGAGUUCUCAUCAUACGAUUUCGUCUUCCGAAACCACGGAAACAACUGUUACCCGUUCGGUGUCGGGGACACUGGCGAUGUCACAGCACACGACAUCGAGUACAAAAGCUGGUCACGGAGAGGCCAGUGGCGCCACCUAUAUCACGUGGUCUGUAAUGACCUUGACAUUUAAUAGUUUAUUAUGUAUAUUCGUUAAGAGGAUCGCAAAUUAGGUUUCACUUUGAGCAAUGGUUGAUGGAAUGGUAAACAUAAAGUAUAAUCAUAAAAUAUCCCCAGAUACCAAACACCUCCCUCUGCUAAUAUAUAUAAAUACUUUUAUUAUCAUUUGUAAUGAUGCAUGCCUUUUUAUACUGUUCUUCCUCAUUGCCAUCGAAAAGCUGUGCUUGGGUGUGUAGUCUGGUCCUGCUACUUUACCGUGGCUUGGUGGUACAAUGCGUGGAUAUAGACUCUUUUUUUUCGGAAACAGGAUAAGACUGGUUUGCAAUAAAUCAACGGCAUACAAGGUAUCGAAGUAAAUGCAGUAAUCUUUACGGACAGACUGAUCAAAGUAAACGAUUCCUUGACGUAUUUCAGUUGUCAAUAUUCCUAUUUGAAUCUUAUCAUAUCGGGGAAAAAAACAAAAGCUUUCAUAAUGCGUACUGCUAUUAGAGUAUAUUUUAUGAGUUGCGCUCGUGCGAAAAAAUACAAUGAUUAGGAUAUUUGUUUUAUCGACUAUAAAAAAAGUCUAACAUUGUGGGAGGCCGAGUCAUGUAGGCGUUGAACUGGAGCGGAGUCAUGUAGGCGGAAAACCUGUAACUAACUAACAUUGUGGGAGGCGGAGUCAUGUAGGCGAUGAACCAGUAACUAACAUUGUUGGAGGCGGAGUUAUGUAGGCGAUAAGCCAGUUACUAACAGUGUGGGAGGCGGAAUCAUGUAGGCGAUGAACCAUUAACUAAAUGACUUUGUUGGAGGCGGAGUCUUGUAGGCGAUGAACCAGUUACUAACAGUGUUGGAGGCGGAGUCAUGUAGGCGGUAAACCUGUAACUAACUGACUGUGUUGGAGGCGGAGUCUUGUAGGCGAUGCACCAGUAACUAACAGUGUUGGAGGCGGAGUCAUGUAGGCGGUAAACCUGUAACUAACAUUGUGGGAGGCGGAGUAAUGUAGGCGAUGCACCAGUAAGUAACAUUGUGGGAGGCGGAGUCAUGUAGGCGGUAAACCUGUAACUAACAUUGUGGGAGGCGAAGUCAUGUAGGCGGUAAACCUGUAACUAACAUUGUGGGAGGCGGAGUAAUGUAGGCGGUAAACCUGUAACUAACAGUGUGGGAGGCGAAGUCAUGUAGGCGGUAAACCUGUAACUAACAUUGUGGGAGGCGAAGUCAUGUAGGCGGUAAACCUGUAACUAACAUUGUGGGAGGCGGAGUAAUGUAGGCGGUAAACCUGUAACUAACAGUGUGGAAGGCGGAGUCUUGUAGGCGGUAAACCUGUUAUUAAGUGUGGGAGGCGGAGUCAUGUAGGCGUUAAACCUGUAACUAACAGUGUGGGAGGCGAAGUCAUGUAGGCGGUAAACCUGUAACUAACAUUGGAGGCGGAGUCUUGUAGGCGGUAAACCUGUAACUAACAGUGUGGAAGGCGGAGUCUUGUAGGCGGUAAACCUGUAACUAACUAACAGUGCGGGAGGCGGAGUCUUGUAGGCGGUAAACCUGUAACUAACAUUGUGGGAGGCGGAGUCUUGUAGGCGGUAAACCUGUAACUAACUAACAUUGUGGGAGGCGGAGUCUUGUAGGCGGUAAACCUGUUACUAACAGUGUGGGAGGCGGAGUCAUGUAGGCGUUAAACCUGUAACUAACAUUGUGGGAGGCGGAGUAAUGUAGGCGUUAAACCUGUAACUAACAGUGUGGAAGGCGGAGUCUUGUAGGCGGUAAACCUGUAACUUAAGUGUGGGAGGCGGAGUCAUGUAGGCGGUAAACCUGUAACUAACAGUGUGGGAGGCGGAGUCAUGUAGGCGGUAAAACUUUAACUAACUAACUAACUAACAGUGCUUGUGACAGAGUUCUUGAGGUUAUAGAACCAGUAACAAACAUUGUCGGAUAUUUCAAUGUACAAAUGAAUGUUUAAAGUGUAAAUAUAUGCCAUUUAUCUGAUAUUGUCCCUUAAAAUGAUUUUUUAGCUGUCAAGCGUUAUCUUAUACCUUUGAUUUACGUGGCGGUUAACACACGAUUGAUAAAACAGUUGGUAGACAUCUUCGUCGCAUCUGGUUUUCUGUGAGACUGGUGGACGUAAUGGCGAAGUGCCAUGUUGUGUGUCCCUUAAACAAUCUGUGAGAAUGUUCAGUAGUGUCGAUCUGACAAUCUCCUUGUGACCAAGAAAAAGGCAAAAAUACAUUUCAUUUUCUUCGAUCAUGAUAAGGAAGAGUAUUUCACAGGGACAAAUAAUAUUAUGUUAGUUUUGAUUAAUUUUACAAGGAGGGGAUUCUUAUCAAUGGCUAGAUUGAUGGCUGAUCUUCCUGAAAUUUCCAUAUACACUUUUUGUAUAAUUCAUUUUAAUCCAUAUUAAAGAUAUAAGCAUUAGGUUAUGAAAAUCUUAAACUCGAAUAAGAAAAUAUGUAAAUUUUCUAAUAUUUCUUAAUAAAAUUCAAUAAAUAUA